AUGAUUCACAUUCACCUACCAGCGCUGCUGCUCCUUGGCGGUCUCUUUGCCUUCGUCGGCGCGUCCAGCGGCUCAGCCUCGAACGAGCCCGUACAACAAGUCCGAUUCCUGCGAGAACAAGCGUAUGGCCCCAUGUACAUGGCAGUAAACCAAGGACUCGAGCUGAGGCCUAAUGGAAUCUUGAAGGACGAUCUCGGCCGGCUUGCAACCCUUUUGGGCGAUGGGCACUGCCUCAAUCAUGGUCUGAACAAGUAUCGACGAUGUCCGUUGACGUUCAAGUGUGAUGGUCAGUCGGCGGGACAACUCGGACGCUCGCAGCCGUUCGAAUAACAUGACAUUAUUUGCUGAAUUUAUAUUUCGUUUUCUUCGGCAAGGGUCCGGGCAAGAUGGUUACCUCUACGACAUCAACGGGUAUCCCGUCCCGUUCUUCUUCCCUGCCAGCUGGCGCUAUUUCGGACCGUGAGCCGUUCGCUCCCGUCUCUCGCCCUAAAACGAUACUGACCCACUAGCCUCGUCUCCGCAUCAAAUUUCUCACAGGGAUGUGGGAUGGCAACCUCCGGCCAGGUUUUCGUGUAAAGCAAAUUGGGUGCUACCCUCUCAGUGGUUAGACUCGGCUCAUCUUGCGACAUGGUGGACUUCGGGACCGCCAGCCGCUUGGAAGGCUCCGCCCGGCUUCGCUUGUCCGUCUUUCUGGACAUGCUCGGCUUGCGAACGGACUUCUUCAUCUGCCCACAUCGGACUCGACCCACAAGAGUACCGAGUCAGAAUGACGCCAAGUUUAAAGGGCUAA
Molecule: messenger RNA, 790 nt
Organism: Microbotryum saponariae
Lineage: Eukaryota; Fungi; Basidiomycota; Microbotryomycetes; Microbotryales; Microbotryaceae
Source: the annotation of a GenBank genome assembly